AGAAACUCUAGCACCAAACUGCAAAUUUGCAAGCCAACGAUAUGAAUUGGCCUUCUUCGUUUAUUGGACGCAACUUCGCGAUACACAUAACGCGCGUGGAACCCCAGAAAUUAGGGCCGCACAACUCGGCGUCGCAUUCGCCGUCGGAGAAGAUUGAAGAUGGAUUCUAGCAGGCGUCAAAGUGGAAUUCAACAAUUGUUGGCUGCAGAGCAGGAAGCACAACACAUUGUCAAUGAGGCUAGAAAUGCUAAACUUGCCAGGCUGAAGCAGGCUAAAGAAGAGGCAGAGAAGGAGGUCGCUGCAUACCGUGCACAAAUGGAAGCUGAAUUCCAGAGGAAGCUUGCUCAGAGCAGUGGAGAUUCCGGUGCUAAUGUUAAGCGACUCGAACAAGAAACUGAUGAGAAGAUCCAGCACCUCAACUCACAAGCAGAAAAUAUUUCUCACGAUGUGGCUCAAAUGCUUCUGAAGCACGUCACCACCGUGAAGAACUAGGCAUUGAGAUCGACUGGUUUAAGUAUUUCGAACAAUAAAUCACGGGAUUUAUUGAGGCAGGAUGCUUGUUUUUACACCUGAUGUUGUGUUCCUUCUUCCCUUGAAUAAACAAAGAGGUCAUCAAACUUUGCUACAUUGAGCUAUUGGCAAGAUUAUCAUCAUAUAAAUGAAUGCAAAAGUCGUUUGUUA
Messenger RNA from Zingiber officinale, 681 nucleotides. RefSeq names its product V-type proton ATPase subunit G 1-like. The transcript is spliced from 4 exons. Gene Ontology annotation, molecular function: proton-transporting ATPase activity, rotational mechanism. Gene Ontology annotation, biological process: proton transmembrane transport. The record is from RefSeq and is a predicted model, not a curated record. Bases 160 to 492 code for a protein of 110 amino acids. Gene Ontology annotation, cellular component: vacuolar proton-transporting V-type ATPase complex. Lineage: Eukaryota; Viridiplantae; Streptophyta; Magnoliopsida; Zingiberales; Zingiberaceae.